AUGUUCAAAGGAUAUUCUCCAUUCGGCGUGGAUACCGAGCAGGCUGCAGCAGCCGGCCCUGAGUUCUCCACAGAGGAGGAGGGGUAUGGAGAUGAGCUGUACCCUCGUGGAGCUGUUCUCCCUGGGGUGGACUACCAAGUUGUUGUGGGGGGACAGAGGGAUGAGCAGAGCUACGCUGGUAGGGGUCAGAACAACACCAGGGAACAUGUCCUAGUGGAGGUGGUCCAGUGUCUGCGUGAUCAGGUGAGGCAGCAGGAGAGACACGGAGAGGAGGAGCAGGUGGAGAGAGCAGGAAUCAUCAACACCCUCACACAGCACCAAGAGCAGAACCAACAGCAGUGGGCCAAACUUCCCCGGACUGGUUCAGUGCAGGAGAUGCGCCAGCUGCAAAUCAAACUACAGCAGACUCAGACGGCCAAGACCGUGAGCGACGACAUAAACAAAGCCUCGCAGGAGGAGUUGUCUGAGCUGAAGGAGCAGAUCUGUCUGUAUGGGUCUGCAGUGAAACACGGAGUCCUCUCUGUUGAGCUGAACGGAGGAGAUAUCUGGGAGAACCAGCUCUCUGAUUCCUAUGUAGACCUGGGCAUCAAGAAGACUCACUGGCGGAACGGACGACGUCACAGUACUCCGCUGGUGGAGGUGACUGAGCCCAACCCCAAGCUGCCCAGAGGGAAGGAGGCGGGGGCUGUGAGGGAGCUCAGGACUGAGCUACAGCGCUGUCUGGCCAGUCUGAAGGGGAAGAGGCAGAGGAUCAGCAAGCUGCAGGACCAGCUACGGGACUCAAAGGGACAGGUGGACCAGCUACAGACCCAGCUAGGCCAGCUACAGACCCAGCUAGACCAGCUACAGACCCAGGUGGACCAGGAUCAGACCAGCAACACAGCAGAAACCAGAUCAAUGGACUCACAUCCAGAUGUAACUUCCCAGAAAGAGCUGUCCAGACUGCGGGAGGACAGGCAACGCCUACAAGAAUGCCUUGAGGCCCUAGAGAAGAGGAACGUUGAGCUGAAGCAGAGGGAGGAGAAAGGGAAGGGGGUUAACUCUGUGCUGUUUCGCAAGACGAGAGAGAUGAUCCAGGAGUUGGACCAGGAGAAGCAGGAGGUUGCUCAGAGGGAGCCCCGGACCCGGCUGGAAAGGUUGUCGACAAGAGCCCAGACCGGUCUGGAACGGUUGGCGACAAGGGAGCCGCAGACCGGUCUGGAAACGGUUGGCGACAACGGGAGCCCAGACCGGUCUGGAAAACGGUUGGCGACAGGGAGCCAAGACCGCUGGAAACGGUUGGCGACAGGGAGCCCAGACCCGGUCCUGGAAACGGUUGGCGACAGGGACCCAGACCGGUCUGGAAACGGUUGGCGACAGGUGAGCCCAGACCGGUCCUGGAAACGGUUGGCGACAGGGAGCCCAGACCGGUCUGGAAACGGUUGCGACAGGGAGCCCAGACCGGUCUGGAAACGGUUGGCGACAGGGAGCCCAGACCGGUCUGGAAACGUUGGCGACAGGGAGCCCAACCGGUCUGGACACGGUUGGCUGAAGGGAAGCCCAGACCGGUCUGGAAACGGUUUCAGGAACACUGGUAAAGAAUGCCUUUUGACGGUGUUGUCCUCUUCUCAGCUGAACACUCUAGAAGAGAAGCUCAGACAGACCUAG
This is a messenger RNA of Salvelinus sp. IW2-2015, 1647 nucleotides long. Lineage: Eukaryota; Metazoa; Chordata; Actinopteri; Salmoniformes; Salmonidae. The record is from RefSeq and is a predicted model, not a curated record.